Molecule: messenger RNA, 1086 nt
Organism: Xylona heveae TC161
Lineage: Eukaryota; Fungi; Ascomycota; Xylonomycetes; Xylonales; Xylonaceae
Product: ankyrin
Exons: 1
Coding region: 357-935 (192 amino acids)
Cellular component (GO): cytoplasm; nucleus
Molecular function (GO): protein binding
Source: RefSeq, a predicted model, not a curated record
CCGCCAGACAAUGUUGGAACGACAAAUGGAUGAAGUAGAUAUUUCAAGUUUAGUUGUUGGGAACCCUCCUCCAACCUGUGAUCCUACGUAUUACGCCCAGAAACCUGCCCCAGAACUCGAGCAAUUGAAAGCGGCGGCUAAAUCUGGUGACGUUGACCGAGUUCGCGAGCUUUAUGCUUCGCAUCAGCUUUCUCCGAACGAUUUUGUUUAUUCUCUCACCGUGGCGCAGCAGCAUCAUCGGAUCGACGUUGCUAGGUUCCUGCUGGCUCAAGGUGUUCGCAUACAAAAUUUCCACGUGGAGAAUGCCAUCAACGAGAGAAAUUAUCCUUUUCUGACGCUUUAUUUGGAGCACGGAUAUGACAUUAAUAAACCAAUCAACUGGACAACUCCUUCGCCGCUCAUGUUCGACACCCUUCAUUCAUGCUGCAAGAUGGUGUCUGACUGAUUACAGACGAUCAUUUGACGACGAGAAGCUUUGCAGGUGGCUACUCGAACGAGGCGCUGACCCAAAUGCACCGUGUGUCCUCGAUCUCACACCACUUUCUGUGGCCGUUCAGAUCGCAUCUUUUGGUAUUAUAGCAUUACUUUUUGAGCACGGCGGCUCAAUCGACCAUGGGCAGUUAUUGCAUUAUGCUGUCAGGAGAGACCUAAAAGAUUGUAUUGACGUCCUGGCCUUCGUCCUCGACAGAGGCGCACCUAUCAAUCAGAUCAUGUACGAGAAUUCUCCCGCCAGCUACGAAUUGCAAAAGCCAUUUGGAAUCGGAACCCCUCUUCAUGAGGCCGCGAGGCUGGGCAAGCUGGAUGUGGUCGAUCUUCUUCUCGCUCGAGGCGCUGAUCCAACCAGGAGAGAUGUGCGACGGCAGUUGCCUGUUGAUAUCGCUGAAUGUUACAAUAACAAUGAAGUGGCGGAACGUCUCCGCGGUGUAAGCCGAUGAUGCAUGGAAAACACCAUUGAUCUUCGAGCCCAUGAAUAGAUGCCUUUAUGUAUGCCAAAGCUUGUACAUGGACCUGUAACGUUCUAAGCAGUACGCAUGACUGAUAAUUUUUCCUUUGCCUGCAAAUAAACCUAUUUAAAUUGACAACCCU